Silurus meridionalis is the source of this 1985-nucleotide messenger RNA. RefSeq names its product D(1)-like dopamine receptor. Gene Ontology annotation, cellular component: membrane. The transcript has a single exon. Gene Ontology annotation, biological process: adenylate cyclase-activating adrenergic receptor signaling pathway. The record is from RefSeq and is a predicted model, not a curated record. Lineage: Eukaryota; Metazoa; Chordata; Actinopteri; Siluriformes; Siluridae. The coding region runs from base 104 to 1450 and encodes 448 amino acids. Gene Ontology annotation, molecular function: G protein-coupled receptor activity.
CCUGGACUCAGGAUCAUCUCUUCCUCGUAAGGACAGAACGGAGAGAAAGUGUACGUCACUGAACCUGGAACAGAGCGACGUUGAGAGUGUUUAUUCUGCACAAAUGAGAAACGUGACGAAUGACACGACGGUGGUGCGGGCGGACGACGAUGACGACGAGGACGGGGCGGAGCGUGGGCGGAGCACGAGGGUCCUGCUGGGAUUCGUUCUGUUCCUGCUGAUUGUGUGGACGCUGCUGGGGAACACGCUGGUGUGCGCCGCUGUGGUGAAGUUCCGCCACUUGCGCUCCAAAGUCACCAACUUCUUUGUAAUCUCCCUGGCCGUCUCGGACCUGUUUGUGGCCGUGCUGGUGAUGCCGUGGGAGGCGAUGUCGGCCGUGGCAGGGGCGUGGCUUUUUGGGCGCGCAUUCUGUGCCGUCUGGGUGGCGUUCGACAUCAUGUGCUCCACGGCGUCCAUCUUGAAUUUGUGCAUCAUCAGCGUAGAUCGUUACUGGGCCAUUGCGAGCCCGUUCCGUUACGAGCGUAAGAUGACGCAGCGCGUGGCCUUCGUGAUGAUUGGAGUGGCCUGGACGCUGUCUGUGCUCAUCUCCUUCAUCCCCGUGCAGCUCAACUGGCACGAAGCAGACGAGGGCGAAGACGCCAAUGUACUCGGAGAGUUUCAAUUCCACGGAAACGUUACCGACGAUAACUGCAAAGCGAACCUGAACCGCACGUACGCUAUCUCGUCCUCGCUGAUUAGCUUCUACAUUCCGGUGGUGAUCAUGAUCGCUACGUACACUCGCAUUUUCCGCAUCGCGCAGAUGCAAAUUCGGCGGAUUUCCUCGCUGGAACGAGCGGCGGGACACGACGGCGGCGGAGAGAAUUCGAACUCUCUGAAAACGGCUUUCAGAAAAGAGACGAAGGUCCUGAAGACGCUGUCCGUGAUCAUGGGCGUGUUUGUGUGUUGCUGGCUGCCGUUCUUCGUGCUGAACUGCGUGGUUCCGUUCUGCCAGUGCGUCAGCGACACCACCUUCGCCGUCUUCGUGUGGUUCGGCUGGGCCAACUCCUCGCUCAACCCCGUCAUCUACGCCUUCAACGCAGACUUCCGCAAAGCUUUCUCCUCCAUCCUGGGCUGCCACAAAUUGUUCCCCAGCACCACCGUGGAGGCCGUUAACUUCAGCAACGAGCUUGUGUCUUAUCACCAUGACACUACGCUGCAGAAAGAAGCUCCGCCCCCUGUUCCACCCAAAGAGGAAGAGCGUGUGCUCCGGGUGCAUAAGACUUCCUCUUUAAGCUCCUCCUCUUCCUGUGUCGGAGUGGGCGGAGUGUUUCGUGAUCAAACGCGUGUUCUCCUGCCCAGCGUGGGCCGGGGCGAGUGUGACGCGGAGAUCUCGCUGGACACCAUCACGCCCUUCACCUCCAACGCCGUCAUGGAGUGCGGCGGGAUCCCGGGACAGAUCAUCACCGAGUGACUCUCUGUGCAAGAGAUCCAUAAUCAAUAAACUGACAAAAGAAAUCUGAUCAGUCAUCUAUAAUCAGUGAUAUUUAUUUGGGAAGUGUUUAGAUCCUGAAUGCUAACUUCAUUUUACUCAAUUAACACUUUAAUAAUAAUAACAACAUGUAGCCGACUCGGGGUUCCAUCCUGAGCUGUGCGUGUUCUCCGUCAUCUGUGUGGGUUCCCAUCUGGUUCUACUAGAGUUUCCUCCACUCCACCAUCUCCCAUCGUUUUUCUCCGACCGCAAAGAUUUUUCAGCUAUUCCCCUUUUUCAGUUAUUGAGGUUCUCUGAGAAGCUUUUAAAGCUCUGAGUAAAACUGACGGAGCAGAGCGUCAGGAAGAAGAUCGUCACAGAACCGUGAUGAACCCUCAGAUCCUAAAUCUACAGCAGUAGAAUUAUGCGGACGCUGGUUUCUGAGCUGAGCGCCGAAUGUAAAAAAGUUUAACUGUCACGUUUUAUUUCUGUUUCAUUGUUUUGUAAUAUUAUUUAUAAAGGAGGAUGUUUUUUUAAA